UCUAAUACUACAAGUAAUAAUAGUAGUAAUAAUAGUAAUAAUAACAAUGCAGUGUCAAUAGGUACAACACCAUCUAGUGUGACAAGUAGGAGAAGGUCAACACCUAAUCCAGAGUUGAUUGAUAAGUUAUCAACUCAACCAAUACCUAUUAUAAUGCCUCCAUCUUAUAAGCCAGAGGCAAAGUAUGAGCGGUAUGUCACUCAGUUGGUGGGCAAGGUAAUCAUGUCUGCUGCACUAGUAUCAAAGACACCUGGACAGAAGCUAAAGAACACAUUGAUGGCGCAGAAGGGAUUGUUGAUCAAGUUCAACGAGACAAUUCAGAUAUGUGAUGCACUGUCAAAAGGCAGACUUCACAUGGAGCUUAUAAGUAUAUCAGGUACCAAGUAUAUUGUAACAACAGUGAAGGAGAGAUCAUUCUAUGGAGUGAACACCAAUCAGGGUGUUGGUGGCGGUAUUAUCAUUGUAUUGUUGGACACUGUCAUAUUGGUAGCAUUAUUCCCUGCAUCAGUGUUACCAACAGAGUCAAUACCAUACGUUGAGAACUUUGUGGCUACAACCAUCAUU
This is a messenger RNA of Acytostelium subglobosum LB1, 564 nucleotides long. RefSeq lists its product as hypothetical. The record is from RefSeq and is a predicted model, not a curated record. Gene Ontology annotation, molecular function: actin binding. The transcript has 3 exons. The annotation marks the transcript as partial. Lineage: Eukaryota; Evosea; Eumycetozoa; Acytosteliales; Acytosteliaceae.